GAGCAAUUCCUUUCCCAAUAUUCCAUUGAACAGUACACUAAUUUGUUUUCUCGAAUUCCAACCAUUCCCUUCAAGAAUACAUCCAUAUCUCUGCACCUCUUAUUACAACCAUUUUCCAAAUUGCAAAGCUAAUAUAGCAAAAGGGGACCCCCAUCCCAACCCCACCCCACCCCUUAAUUCUUUGUUCCCAAAGUCCAAACAAAACAUUUAACUCUUUGAAGAAAUUAAAGGCGUUUGAACAUCUGCAUCCUUAAAUACAGUUCCCUCUUUACACAAACCUUUUAAAGCAAUACCUUUCCUUUGCAGAUUCAGACCCCAAGAAUAACAAAAGCCUGAGUUUGAAGUUAUUUACCUUUCUUGUAUUAUUUAUGUUGACUAGAGCUUACUAAUAGUCUCUGCUAUUCAUCUCCUCGUUCAUCUGCACAUUUCUACUUUUGUUUCUUUAUCAAAUCCCUAUCCUUUUUAUAGGUUUUCUUUAGCAAAAAGCCUAUUCUGAACCCCUCCUCUUCUUUUGCUCCCUCCCUCUCUCUCUCUCUCUCUCUUUUUAUACACAACAUGCAAAUCAUAAGGCACUCAUGAGAUAAUCACAACUCAAAAAAACCUUUUUCCCUUCCUGUUUAACAGUUCAUUUCUCUCUUUUCAAGACCCCUUUUCAAAAGAACGUUCUUUUUCAGCUCAAAACCUAUGAGGGACACAAUAAGUUCAAGUAUGCCUGAUCUUUCUUUACAGAUUAGCUUACCCUCAAAUAUUUCAAAGUGUGAUAAUCAUUGUUUUUCGACGGAGUCCGGUAGCAGCGGCGGAAGCGAUUUGAGCCACGAAAAUAAUGGAAUUUUUCGCCCACAAAAAGCUUUUAAUAAUCUUCCUUUACUUACAUCUUUUGAGCCGACCCUAAGUCUAGGGUUUGGGCAACUACCAAAUAGAAACCUUCAAUAUCAUCAUCAGCAUCAGCAUCACCAGCAAUAUCAACCUCAAAUAUACGGCCGCGAUUUCAAGAGAAGUUCAAGAAUGAUAAGUGGGGUGAAAAGAAGCGUUAGAGCUCCUAGAAUGAGAUGGACUUCAACUCUUCAUGCUCAUUUUGUUCAUGCUGUUCAGCUUCUAGGCGGACAUGAACGAGCAACACCAAAAUCGGUGCUAGAGUUGAUGAAUGUGAAGGAUCUAACAUUAGCUCAUGUGAAAAGUCACUUACAGAUGUAUAGAACAGUGAAGAGCACUGACAAAACAACAGCUAAAGGGAUGACAGAGAUAUUUGUGAAUCCAAACAGAGGGAAUACUAUUGGUGAAUAUGAAAAAUCUUGUGAGGAGAUUGAUACCAUGACUGACCCUUCAGUAUCACUAUCAAACACCAUACCACAAAAUGCUCAUAUCAGCAGAGUUCCGUCUUCAUUCAUGCCUGAGACAAAUGCAUGGAGCCACUCAGAUAGAGAAAGAGCAUUUCCUUAUCCUCACAUCUAUUCAAAUAUGGAUGCAGCUGAUAACUCAUCUUCUUCUGAUACAUUGGUUAAUCUUGAAUUUACACUUGGAAGACCAAGCUUGAAUAUGGGACAUGCUGGAUCCUCAAAUGAUUCGACUCUUCUCAAGUGCUAAAACAAUGAGAUGUAGAGUUAAAUUAAUUAAGUUGACGUAGUAAUCAGUUAUAGUUUUUCUAUGUGACUGCAAUUAAUUAAGAAAAUCUGUAGACUGCAGGAAUAUGGUUCAAUUUUGUCUUGACCACGGAAAAGGGGGAAAAGCUUUUAGUGGAUUUUGCUAAUCAUUUGAGGGUUAGGUGACAAAUUUGAUGUGUCUAAUGAUUUCCUUCCACUGAGUGUAACAUUAUUUCUAGAAGAUUUUCUAUGAUGGGAUAGACUCUGCUAACUAUUUUCCGGGUCCACAAUAAAUAACCAA
This is a messenger RNA of Nicotiana attenuata, 1881 nucleotides long. RefSeq names its product probable transcription factor KAN4. Gene Ontology annotation, biological process: regulation of DNA-templated transcription; abaxial cell fate specification. The coding region runs from base 685 to 1584 and encodes 299 amino acids. NCBI's taxonomy places the organism in Eukaryota, Viridiplantae, Streptophyta, Magnoliopsida, Solanales, Solanaceae. The record is from RefSeq and is a predicted model, not a curated record. Gene Ontology annotation, cellular component: nucleus. The transcript has 6 exons. Gene Ontology annotation, molecular function: transcription cis-regulatory region binding.